UGUCCAGAGGUUCCCUGAACGCCUCACACACACACUACGGAGGAGUCUCUUGUCUUGUCUCUGCACGGCAACACGCAGCUAAGACAGGUGGUUUGUAGUUGGAAACAGCAAAAUAAGACUUUAAGGUCAGAGUUAUACGAACUCAAACUGUGUUAAACUGUUGAAGUUAGAGCUGGCGUGUCACCAGAGAGAGGAAAAGAAGAGCUGUGGAGAGAAAUCUUCAGGAAGAACUCCGGCGGUAUUUCCGCCAUUGUCCGGAUUAUCCUGGUGAGUUAGCCACACGAAGCUAGCUAUUAGCAUCGAGGGUUGUCUGCAACAGUUGAACUGUGUGUUAUUUCAUCUUAAGAGUGAUUGUGAAACUUAAAACCAGUCAGGAUAUAAGGUUGUGUGACACAAUGUGAACAUGGCCGAUGGUAAAAAGCUAUUUUAGCUGCUCAUUGUUGUUUGUUUAAUUGGGGCCUGGAAGAGCGCAGUGGGCGAUUGUGCACAUUUAGUGUGCUUAAAAGUUGAUGUGUGUGUAUUUUAAAAAAAAUGUUAAAAGGGUCAGAUAUGUGUUUAAAAGCUUAAGUGUUAUUUUAAAAAAUGUUAAAAAGCCAAAUAUGUGCAGAUAUUUACAUUCAAUUUAGUUCAUGAUUACGGUUGUAAGGGUUUACCUGGUGAAGAUGCAAAGUUUUUAUUUCAAGUGAUGGACAGUUAAAAGAGACAAUUUAUAGCAUGUGAUAAGCUAACUGCUCUGCACACUUGUGUGCAGGCUGGGUUUUUUUUUUGGAGGAACGAUCCUGUUGUGACAUCCGAGGAGCUGCUCAUCUGUGGUCAAGGUCAUCACCGCUGCUCGUAGACGUCUUCUUUGCGUCGGGACAUUUGCUGUUCUAGGAGGGUGGUAGGAAACUGAGGAGAACUUUUUUUUGGUGCUUUUCCUCCUGAGAUCUCAGGUUUUUGUUCUUGGGCCCAAGAUAAACUACAAACUGAGAAAACUGACGUCAUAACUGUGCGUUCACACCAAACGCGAAUUCGCGCGUCAAGAUUACAUACAAAGUCAAUGCAAAGACGCGAUUAGACGAGAAUUCGCGCCGGGCGCGCGAUGGACGCGCCUAGCGCGACGCGAUGGACGCGAUAGAGGCGUUCAGCGUGGCGCGAUAGACGCGAAAUUCGCGUCCAACGCCUCAUCGCUCGAGUUGAAAAUAUUGAACUUUUGGAGACGGGUAUGGCUGCAGCCUGGAGCCUCUCGUCUCAUGGCUCUCGUCUCAUGACCUCUCGUGUCAUGACAUGGGCGUGUCCAACAGCAAGUCUACAGGGUCAAAAAUGCAAACCGAGAGGAGAAGAAGAAGAAGAAGAAGAAGGAGGCAGCGGCAGCGGCGUUACAGGUCCACAUCAGCAUCUUUCCAAAAAAUAACCCACCGCAGGUGACAAGAUGCAUGGUGUGCUGUGCACUUUUUCACUGCCCUCUUUGCCCCACUGGCAUGUACAAGCCUCGGUCAAAGGCCAUGGUUUUGCAGCACUUGGAGGUGCAUAAAAAAAAUGCGCUCCAACAUGAAGAUUUUUACAUAACCAAAUGCAGUCAGGCCUGCAGGACUGGAAGCAGUGGCCACUUCCACUGCCCUUUCUGCAGUAGAACAACUGUCAGAAGGCAGGAUGCAGAGAGGCAUUUGCAAAUCUGCCGGCCACUGUCUGUACUGGUGAGGACGUGUGUGUGUGUGUGUGUGUGUGUGUGUGUGUGUGUGAGUGAUACUCUUCUCUAGCUGAAAUAUGUCUUGGACCCCAGAAGAAACCCAGAUGAAGCCAUUAUACGGACCCAGAUGACUGAAAUACAUCCAGUUACGUUGAAACGGGAUGACUUUUUGACCCUGGGCUUUGCACAGCCUUUGGAGUCCACAAUAGCAAAUUGCUGUUUUCAGAUCAUCACCCAAAUAGCCUGGUCACAGGGAAAGGAUGUAUAUGCAGUGGAUUGCUAUGUGGUUCCAACAUGGCUACCAUCACUUUGCCCAGAUACCUCAUCUUUUCCGAACGAUUUGGCAAACAGGGAUUUCAUUCUCAUACCUAUUUGGAAACCUGGACACUACAUGCUUUGUUAAACUUGCACAAACGAUUGUCCCAGAAGAAUGGACAGUGAUCCACAGCAAGGACAUCAAAGGUCUCCCAAGACAGCAAGAUGACAGUGCCUGUGGGAUCUUCAUGCUAAUGUAUGCUCUUUACAUUGUGCUGGGGGGAGAUUUUGACUUCACAAAUGAUGACAUGGCCACAAUCAGGACAUGGUGGUGCCUGUUGCUCCUGUCUGGUCAUUCAGUUGUCUGGUUAGCACAGAAAAGGACAGCUGAAGAUCCCACCAUAACGGUAGAUUUGCAGGAGGCAAAGAGGCCCAGGACAAUCCCUCUGGAAGAGUCGGAAACUGUCAACCUGUUACAUCAAAGGGGGAUACUGGAGAUGCCAAGAAUUUGUCUGGAGGAAAUACUUCUGGAGGUGGUCCUCCAUGAUUGUUAUGCAGCACUGCUUACCUUGGCCCUAGUGUGCUCCUGUUUUAGAGACAUUGUCUCUAAUAAGUGGUUCAGGGAGAGAGCACACUUUCUGUGGCUUGACAGUGUUGCUACUUGGAGCAAGUUCUCCAGCAUGUACAAGCAGGAGUUCUACACCAUGUACUCUGUACAAAACUGCAUUCAGUGCAACUGCACAUUUAAGAGCUGCAUGCCAGGUUAUGUUGGACGUGGAAAGUUGGGAGAGCUCCGGGGGAUUUAUUCAGACGAUCCCCACCCUGGAUUUUGCAGCCAGUUCUGCCAGCUGCAGUCUGGAUGUUUUGAAUGAAGAAAUAAAAAAAGCUGCAUUCUUUAAAAGACUUGUUUUAUUUAUAUAUUUUAUAUAUGUAUUAUAUAUUCCUUUCACACAUCAUAGGGAAAUUAUUAUGACAAGUGCUUAUCCUGUAGUGUGAAUGUGCGUGCAUGUAUGUGUGCAUACGUGUGUCAACUAACACGUGAACAGGACAAGCAGCAGUGCCAGGCAGAUAUCUACAGAGCCUGCAAGCUGAGACACACAAUAACACUGAGGCAAGGCGAGGCAAGUUUAUUUGUAUAGCAUAUUUCAGACAAAAUGCAACUCAAAGUGCUUUACAUAAAAAUAAAAUGAUUUUAUGAAAGGACAACAUGUAAAAGCAACACAAAGCAACAGUACAUCGAAGAGGAUUCAAUACUAUGUAUAAAACAACUUUUCAACCAGGAUUCCUAAAAUACAAUAGGAGAGGUCAUGAGACGAGAGGUUCCAGGCUGCAGUCAUGUUUAACACAGGAGAGGUCGUGAGACGAGAGGUUCCAGGCUGCAGUCAUAUGUUUAACACAGGAGAGGUCGUGAGACGAGAGGCUCCAGGCUGCAGUCAGUCAUGUUUAACACAGGAGAAGUCAUGAGAGGAGAGGCUCCAGGCUGCAGUCAUAUGUAUAACACAGGAGAGGUCAUGAGACGAGAGGUUCCAGGCUGCAGUCAUAUGUUUAACACAGGAGAAGUCAUGAGAAGAGAGGCUCCAGGCUGCAGUCAGUCAUGUUUAACACAGGAGAGGUCAUGAGAGGAGAGGCUCCAGGCUGCAGUCAUAUGUAUAACACAGGAGAAGUCAUGAGAGGAGAGGCUCCAGGCUGCAGUCAUAUGUAUAACACAACUUUUCUACCAGGAAAAUCUACCAGGAUUCCUAAAAUACAUUACAAAAUACAAUAUUACGUUUAAAACAACUAUAUUGUCAGUAGCGAGCUUUACAAAAUACAAUAACUAUAGUGUCAGGCGCGAGCUUUUAUUCUGAAAUUUAGAAGCAGGAAAAUCUACCAGGACUCCUAAAAUACAUUACAAAAUACAAUAUUAUGUUUAAAACAACUAUAUUGUCAGUCGCGAGCUUUACAAAAUACAAUAACUAUAGUGUCAGGCGCGAACUUUUAUUCUGAAAUUUAGAAGCUCGGGGUGCGUGGCUACUUUAUCACCAGAGGAGAGAUCAUGAGACGAGAGCCAUGAGACGAGAGGCUCCAGGCUGCAGCCAUAUAGUCUUGAACUUUUGAGGCGAAUUCGCGUGACGCUGUGCCGCGAAAGCCAAUCAGCGUUGAGAUUCUCCCGAUGUCACUGGCGUGUGUCAACAACAAUAAACUGCUACUCACAGGAGACAGAUGGACAGACGCUCCGCAGCUGAAAUGGAGCAGCUGUGGUUGGUGUCCUGCUGGGAGAUCCUGGCGCCAACCCUCGCCAACAGGUCCUCAAACUGGGCCCCAGUCAGCCUGAAGUACUGCUGAAAGCGGCUAUCAUCCAGACAGAGUUCCUGGAGGAGGUGGUGAAACUCGCCGAGCUGGAUGCGCUUCUGCAGGAUAGGGUGAACCCAAAAACGACGGCGUUUGGCCCUCCGACGCAUCUGGGACUUCCAGAGCAGGUACAAAGCAGCGAUGGUGGUUAUCUUGCCAUAGUCGUCAGUGACGUCUUGACGCCCCGACGUCCAGUUGUUGAUGCCGAGAUGAAGGAGAAACUUAUCAUUGCGGUGUGCGGCUACCCGGAGCUAUAUGAUACUACGUGUCUACUCUGCAGAGACCACAACAAAAAGGAGCAGGCUUGGGUGAAAGUUGCCCAGGAGACUGGUCUACUUGGUAAGUUCUGUAAAUAUGUGUCUUUAAUUAGUUUGCAGAAUGGUUGUACUAUGAACGUUAGUACUAGCUUAGCUCCGGUUAGCACAGCCGAGACAAAAAAACAAAAAAGCGUCUUGUGGCAAAAUCUGCAACAUCUGCCAGCCAAAAACAUCCAAAGACAAAGAGUCACAUCAAAGGUGCAGUAGUACACCUGCCAUUACAAAAAAGACAGGGAUGCUGUCCAUAUUGGGGAGAAGGGUUGAUAGAGCAGCAAACAGUGUUGAUGACAAAUACAUGUACAGUGGACAACCUCCUGUAUAUGCUUCAUAUGGCUAUUAAGAGGAGACCUGGGAUUAAAACUGACCUUAAUGCAAGUUCCAAUAAUUGGAUUUCCACCCUACUACAAGUCCACGAACUUUUUGAAAAGAAGGAGUGGUCCCGGGGGAAAUUAUUGUGGCUAAACACCAUUGGGCGAUUUAAAGGGACUUCAUGAGAUGCUUAUGGGACAGAGGAAGACAUGUUUGCAUGUCGUCUUGAGUAUCUCAUGACAACAGAAAUCAUGCAAAAGUGCAAGAAUGCAGCUUGUUCUGUUGUGAGAAGGCGAGUCAACAGUAUUGAUAUCUUGUAAGGAUUAUUUAAUUCUGUCAAAUGAAAAUCAGUGCAUGUUUUUUUGUUAAUCAAAUGACUUUACUUGCGAGAAAUAGUAUAAUUUAUUCUAAAACUACAAAUAUUGGUUCAUUUAAGUUAACAAAGAUAGAGACUGGUCAUAUUUAUGUUAAUCUACAUAUCUUACAUGUGAUUUAUUUAUUUAUUUUAAGGUGUGAAGACUUCAGUACUUUACAGGAAGAUGUUGACAGGUGGAUGAAUGCGUCCCUUACAGCUCCAUGCAAAAGAGGUCCUGCCCCAUGCACUGACAGUGAGCAGACACUGCAGUGUGUCUUUGUGAAUGGACAGCCAUGUGUGUUACUGGUCUCAGUGAUACACAAAGCCAAUCUCAGUCACAAGCUACAUCCUACAGCCUUGCCACACCUGGUGACAGUUCUUGGUGGGAACACCCACAAAGGUACGAGCCAGCUGCAGUGACGUACCACUUGGGCACAAAUAAUCACUUGGCAUUCCACAAACUGGGCGCUGACAAAGGCUGGCAUUUUUAUGAUGGCCUUGAGGAACUGCUCAACCCUGGCAAGGGGGAUGUUUUUAUCACUGACACAUUAAUGAAAAAGAAACUUAAGGCUAAGUGUAAAGUUAGCCAUUGUGGACCACAAUGGAGCUGAUGGAAAGCUGAGGGUAAGUCUAACAUGUCAUUACUUUCCCAUAUAUUGUUCCCAUGGAACAAUUUUACUAAAAACAACUAUGAAAUUACCGAGCAACAUCUAACCUGAUCCAUUUAUAAUGUAUCACCCUGUUAUAAAAUGUGAUAAUGAAAACACCCAUUAACCAAUUACUAAUUUUAUGGAGAAAGUGCAAGUUCAGUGAGGAAACAGCUGUACACCAUCCUCCUUACAUGGACUGCACUAGACCUCAACAAAAUUGUGGAAUUGUGGGGCUUUGCAAAUAUGUUUGGCAUAGCGCUGUAUCAGAUAACGCGUAUUGUCAUUAUUACCGUAAACACUUUGUAUCAGCACAUUUUGAUACCAUAGUAGUUAAGUCAAUUAGUUUUACAGUAAAGCAAGUUUCAUUGCAGAGAUUUAAAGGCACAUAUGUCCACUGUGGAAAGAAAGCCACUCUUUGGGGUAUUCUUCCCUCUUGCUGUCAAUGGAACUGAUGAAAUAGGCUGAGACAUGGCUAUGGCUAACACCACCACUGUGUGUGAGCAGAUAAGAAUGGACAUUUUUAAAUAUUCAUGUUUAAUUACUUUCAUAAUGAAUUCAAAAUUAAUAGUUUUCAGGCCAUUCUGUCCAGUGAGGAGGAGUCCCACUUUUCUUUUAAAGAUAGGUGGGUCCCAAUCAUCUUCGAUGAUGAUGUGCAGCUGGACAAGAUUGUGAAGUACCUGUCAGACUUCCUUGACAGCUGUGACACAUUCUCUAUAGAAGUCUGCACCAUGGUGUCUUUUGACAGGAUCAAAUACAUACUUAAUGUGAUGCUGUCAGAGGUAGGUCAACAGCUGUUUGACUUAAAUUUAUGAAGUUAUAUACAUGAAUGACAGUAUUCCUAUUACUUGUGCAUAGUACAAUUAAGAGAAGCGUUGGUAAUAAAGAUUUGACCUCAGAAGAUGUGUACUUUUCUGUUCUAUGAAGAUCAAAUAUUUCUAAUGUCAAUCUUUAACCUUCUGCUUAACCGUAUAGUGCAGUACAUUUUCAGAUAAGUUACGCGAAGAGAGUUAUUAAAAGAUGAAUGAGAAACUCAGGAAAAUGGAGCAUUUAGGGACAUAGGUUUAAUUGUUAGCAGUUAUUGUACAAGACACCAACAAACUGAAAAACUAAAGGGUCGAGCAAAAGAGCUUUAAAAAAAAAAAAAAGUAGCUAAGACUCAUUGCAGGAAGGCAGUUCAUGCAAAAUAGAGUGGCUACAGCCUUAUGCCUUACAAAAAUAAAUGUAUUGUGGUAUGCAAUGGAUGUACUUAUAGCACACCUGAAUAAUUAAUAGUAAACCAAUGUAACACCCGAAUUAGCUUCGUUUUUGUAAUGUCUGUAGGAGAUACAAUAUACAGUACUAUGUGACAAGUGAUAAGCAGGUCUAAUAUGUAAACUCUGGAUAAUUGGGUAGGGUCAGAAUCAUGUCUGCAGGUAGAUGGGAGGUCAGGUGAUGAGGAAAGGGAGGAACACAAAGAGGACAACUGGUGGCCGGGAGAACAAGAACAGGGUCUGAAAUGAUGGCAGAUGUUAGUAAAGCCAACAAACUAUUUUAAUCAAUCAGGUAUUCAUAAUUGUGAUAAUUACUGUAAUUGUAUUGUUCAAAUGAGAAAUAAUAACACUAAUAGCUAAAGGCAACAAUAAAGGCUUUGGAAGAGGUUUGCAAACUGACGGUGACGGAAGCUGUGACAAAAGUGGACCAUGGCCAGAUGAAGGAAAGGUAAGUGCAAAUCAUGACUUUUAUAGGAUAUUUCCCAAUUGACCAGUCGAUGAAGAUGUGUUUAAUGUUUCUCAAGAGAUAACUUUUUUACUGUUUUGCAGUGAGAAAGAGAUCUUCAUGUCCAUCAGAAAUGAGAUGGAGAGACAUGGUUUAAUCUGAAAAAAAAAGAUAUUUAAAAAAUGGAAAUGUCCCGUUUUUGUCAUUCUCACAAAUACAAUAAAGGUUUCACAGAUCAGAAACUGUGUCUGAAUGAAUGUUUAGCCUCUGUAGGAUAAUCCAGUCCAGAUUUGAGAGGUCUACACAUAGUGGUUUUUGAUCUGGACCCAGUCUAAUGUGGUCUAUAUGCUGAAAAAAAAACCAGUCAAAUGUGCCUUUAUUGAGAUUUGAGAUUUAUUUUGAGAUUUAUUUAUUCAGGAUAGCCCCUUGAGAUGAAUCAUCUCAUUUUUGAGAGGGUCCUUCUGCAAAAUGAUAAAAAUAAUACAAAGUCAAAAAAUGAAAAGACAUACAGUGUAGCACUUUACAGGACUUGUAACAUACACACGCACGCUUCCACAGACACAAACACAGACAAGGCUCUCCUAACCCCAGCUACUCCAUAAACAGCCAAAUCUCAACUUAGUGAUCACCUUAGUAAUAUCCAUGCUUACAACUAGGAAAAAGAAAGUCAAAAAUAUCGAUUAAUACAAUUAAUAUAGAAAAUAGAACAAUUAUAUGAACAAAAAAGUAAAUAAGAAAUAAAAUAAAGGAAUAAAAAAUCAGAAACAGGAACAGGGAGUUUGCAAAUGAAUUACAAGUGAUGCUUUGAAACUAUGAAAAGAAGUAGUAGACCUAAGCUGGCAUGGGAGAUUGUUCCAAUCAGACGGAGCUUUGAAUUGAAAUGAGCGACAACCAGAUUCUUUAGAUAUUCUAGGAGUGCGGACAACACAAGUAUACAAGUUCACACACACACGUACACACACAAAAGCAGAACAAAGUCAUGACAACAAGACAGAGCUCAGUCUGCAGAUUUUGUGAUGGGACAGAAUGAAUGCAUAAGAAAAAGAGCUGCCACAAAAUCAUUUAAUUUCCAUUAUAAUAAACUGACCUUACAGAUAAUAGGAGAAGUAGGAAAGAGAAAAGAAACAAAGAAAGAAAAAGUAGAAGAAAUUGGAAUUUAAGUCCCAGCUAAUAGGGAUCCAGCUAAGCAGACAAUUAAACAGAGGAAUAGGGAAAAAGAAAGUGGGGAUAGAGAGCGAGAGAAAAGGAGUUUGAACUAGUGUAGGGAAAGCAAAAGUAGAGAUUAAUAAAACAUCUCCCUGGUGAGGCAUCAUCUUAAAUAAGCCUUAGUCCCGCUCUCAAUUCAAUUUCAAUCAAUCAAUUUUAUUUAUACAGCCCAAUAUCACAAAUCACAAUUUGCCUCACAGGGCUUUACAGCAUACGGCAUCCCUCUGUCCUUAUGACCCUCGCAGCGGAUAAGGAAAAACUCCCCAAAAAAAACCCUUUAACGGGGAAAAAACCCCUUUAACUCUGCACAAAAAAGAUUGUAAAAAUUAAAUGAAAUAAAAAUAAAUAAAUGAAUAAAUAAAAAAAUGAGACAAUAAGUCCCAAUUAAUUUGAGACUUUAGGAAAAGGCAACCAAAAAGACAGUACUUGAACAGAAAGUGCCCCUCAAUGAGAGUAGAGUCUUUACGACAGAUUGCAGCUAGUCACGGAUUCCGCUUUACGACAGUUCCACAGUGGUUAAAGGGCCAGUGUGUAAAAUGGGUUGAAAACAGUGACAUCAGUGGUCAAAUUCUAGAUUGCAGGGCUCACUCGCUCACCCCUCCUGUCGGGUAAAUGAUGGCGGCCUCGUAGGGACAAAAAGCCUUGCGCACGACUUUUUCAGGAGUAGGUCUAUCUAGCACCGAGGUGAAUGUUUAUUUAGAUAUCUAAACCAUGUUACGAUAUUGUAAUGAAUCCCUCACGAGCAGGAGACCAGAGGAGCGUUCGGGAAAAAGGCCCGUUUAAUUGAGCACUCCAGAAACUCUGGUAACACUCCACUCUGUUCCAAACUCUGACUCUUUCUCAUAACUUUACACAUAUACUCGUUUACCAUACUUGGUGGGGACCCCACCGCCCCUCUCAGCUCCGCCAAUCUCCAGCCCGCACACUGACUGACAGCGUAGCCGGUAAACAGUGCUCAGCUGUUUAUUUAACCUAGCAAUAUCUCCGGACUAUAGUAGCUGCAAUGGACGACUUUGAACGUGAUUUUGAAGAGUUUCUUGUAGUGGACACAGACCCAGAGCCAUACCUGUUUGAGCCGGAGCAUACAGAUGAGGAACUCCAUGUGUUUGAUGCUGAGCGGGUGAGAAGAGAGGCUGAAUGCACAUAAUGGAAUUUGGUGCUACUGCUGCCAUUGUUGGGGAGAUAUAUCAUCAGGAGGAAAAGCGCCACAGAGAGUGCAUCACAAGGAGUGAAGUUGCGUCUUCUUUUCCUCGCAGAAGACGGUUGGGGUUCAUUCUCUCCUAUUGCGUGGUAAGUGUGGUCCAUUCGCAAACUUUAUAACUAAAAAAACCUUUUCACUACUCUCUAUCG
Messenger RNA from Epinephelus fuscoguttatus (brown-marbled grouper), 10137 nucleotides. RefSeq lists its product as uncharacterized. The record is from RefSeq and is a predicted model, not a curated record. Gene Ontology annotation, molecular function: cysteine-type peptidase activity; protein binding. Gene Ontology annotation, biological process: proteolysis. Lineage: Eukaryota; Metazoa; Chordata; Actinopteri; Perciformes; Serranidae. The coding region runs from base 1930 to 2796 and encodes 288 amino acids. The transcript has 18 exons.